This is a messenger RNA of Homalodisca vitripennis (glassy-winged sharpshooter), 4564 nucleotides long. RefSeq lists its product as uncharacterized. Gene Ontology annotation, biological process: regulation of transcription by RNA polymerase II; chromatin remodeling. NCBI's taxonomy places the organism in Eukaryota, Metazoa, Arthropoda, Insecta, Hemiptera, Cicadellidae. Gene Ontology annotation, molecular function: DNA-binding transcription factor activity, RNA polymerase II-specific; RNA polymerase II cis-regulatory region sequence-specific DNA binding. The record is from RefSeq and is a predicted model, not a curated record.
CGGUAUAUACCCGACGGCAGGCGCGCCAGGCGUCAGUAGCCCGCGGAGCGUCGUGCGGUGAGGAUCGUCGCUCUAUCUGUCGCUGCCUCGACCACGCGCUAGACAUGUGCGUGCUCUCCGUCGUACGGCCUAGCUUUCAUUCACACUGACAACAUGGACUUUCAGAGUGCGAUGGAAACGUUUGCCGAAGCUUGGGUCGCCGCUAAUACCAAGUCUGCCGACGCUACUACUAAUGGUCCUCAGAGCCAGGCCCUAGCACUGAUUACGAACCGCGACUCCCGGACCCCCCCAGGGUCCCCGGCCUCUGUGAGGUGCAGCCCUGCACCGCCUCCACCACCGCCGCCCCCGGCCACUGCAACUCCGCCGUCCGCAUCCUCCUCUUCUUCCGCCUACCCUUCGCUUGUAGCCGAGGAUUCUAAAUCAGGAGGCAAGUCGCUGCCGGUUCACUGUAUCGUGGAAUCCAUCGCGACCCUCCAACAGUGGAAAUCUAUGAGAAGUUCCCGCAGGACGGUGCUGGAGACCGAUAGCUACGUCAUCAUCCCGGUCAACACCACUUUCCAGGACUUGGUCCAGGUUGCUCUGCAAAGGCUUGGCUACCCCAAGGACAACGCUUACUCUGCAAAAGGAUCUGUUGUUUUAAAGAACUGGAAGCCACUCAGUUUUGAUAAGAUCGCAGAGAGUCCUCUAGUCACUGUGGGAGAUAUCCUAGGGGAACUCACCACUGUUGCCACCCUUAGAAUACAAAUUUUCAGGCCAAGAACGAGUGUGCUGAGUGACAUGAAGGACAAGUUGCUGAGGCUGCUGAUGAUACAGUCCCAUGCCUUGCUUCUAUCCUCAGGCUGUCCUCUUGACGAGAUGACAAUGUCUCAACUGGUGAGGAACAAUAACAACUCUGUAAAUAUGUUCGAGCCGCAAGAAGAGAUGAGGCGAAAGUUUGACCAAUGGUGGUCCAUCCAACUGAAUCAGCAUUUGUCCCCUCGCCCUCGCUUCCAGUGGCACUCGCCUCCACCCCCUCCUCAUCACCUCCCCACCGACCCCGAACGCAAAUAUGAGCGCACACCUGAGGAUCGGGUCCACCCUGCCCUUCAGACGGUGCAGAACCAGUAUCCCACCCAGAAAACUCGGAUGAGGACUAGUUUUGAUCCAGAGCUGGAACUCCCCAAGUUACAGAGAUGGUUUUGCGAGAACCAGCACCCCAGUAGACAACAGAUCCAACAAUAUGUGAAAGAAUUGAACAACCUGGAGUCCAGGAGAGGCAGGAAACCCCUGGAUGUCAAUAAUGUGGUUUAUUGGUUCAAAAAUGCAAGAGCAGCCCAGAAGAGAGCUGAAGUUCGGAACUUAGCUCCUGGGAUGCACUGUCACCUGGCGUUGAAUGGAUACAAUAGCAACAGCCAGAGUCCCAGCUCUCCCGUCUAUAUGAUGAAGAGUCCCGGGAGUGUCCAUGAGGAUGAGGAGGAAGAGGACCUCGACCGCUCCUCGCCUUCUGGACCUCUCUCUCUUACCACUACCACCCGCAACACUCCCUCGCCCUCACCCAACCAGCUAGAAGGAGUGAAGCAAGAACCACCAGACCAGGAAGUACAGUCAGAUCGACAAUCUCCUACCAACCCACUGAAUAACAAUAAUAACAAUAACAAGAACAAAGAUUUGAACAACGAAACAUCAAACGAGGAUGAUGAUGAAAUGGAAGAUGUCGGUUCGGAAGGCGAAGAGAACAGUAAAGUGGGGGAGAACCAGAGUGUUGAGGAAGAGAACAGGAUACAAGCGUUCAGGAAUCCAGAGUCUCCAGACCUACAGCUGAUGCCGAGGACGUCAGGUGCCCCAGGGUUCCCGAUGGUUCCCCACUCAAACCCUCCCCCCUGGUUCAGUCAUAGUAUCAUGUACAUGAGUCAUUACAUUCCUAACCUCAACGUGGGCCAUAACCCACAGACCUCGCCCCAGAGCCUCAACCUCUCUGCGCUGGCCGAUGAAAGGCGGAAGCGCAACAGGACCUUCAUCGAUCCUGUCAGUGAGGUGCCCCGGUUAGAGCAGUGGUUCUCUCUCAACACCCAUCCUUCCCAUAACCUCAUUCUCAAGUACACAGAUGACCUCAACCGGAUGCCGUACCGACAGAAGUUUCCUAGGCUGGAAGAAAAAAACGUCCAGUUUUGGUUUAAGAACCGCCGAGCUAAGUGUAAGCGCCUGAAGAUGUCUUUGUUUGACUCACCCGAAGGCGGCCUUACAUCUCAGCAAUCCUACCACCAUCACCUGGCCGCUGCACUUUCUGGUGACAGCUACCAACCUAGAGACUGAACCCAGAAAUUGUCUGGAAACCUCACAGUAUUAUAACCUAUACAUUCCUUUGUCGCUACAUAUUUGUGUAUUUAGAUAGAUGUAAACAGCUUGACUCUGAUCUGUACCAAUGAACUUUGUGUAUAUGUUCCUUACACUGAAGUAUAGGAAAAAGUUUCCUAUAAACCAGUGCCCUAAAUUUGUUUUCAAUUCAUUAUGUUUCUUUUUAAGUUUAUUCAUUUCAAGUAUGUUCUCCAUUAAGUUUAUUCAUUAAGUUUUUCAAAUAAAAAUUCACAGCUCAAAAACAAUUAGAGAUGCUGACCUGAAAGUUUUUUCACUGCAAAAUUUGCUAUGUGAGAUUUACAGUUCACUGUGUUAUGCGUUCAUUACAGCCCACAAAUUAACAACUGAUUUGUAAAACUCAAAUGAAAAAAAGUAUAGAUGUUAAAAACUUAUUAAUUCUAUAAACUUAAUAGACGAAGAUAUAUGUAAAUAAAUGUGAAGGAAUUAAUGGUUUUCUUUAACAGCAUUAUGUUUCCUUAUUUAACAUGGAAUAAAGAGAAGUAAAACAAAAUUAUUUUCACUAAGUUACCCUCAGAUUUAAAAACACCCACCAUCCAUAUCAUGAAAUGGUAUACAAUGUCAUGAUUUUAUAAAUCAUUACUAUAAUGUAGUUAAUUAAUAAAUGCAUCAUUUCUGGCCAACAUCUCAAACUGUUCCCUAGCUAUGAAUUAUUACAUGGAAAACAAAAUAUUAAAAAAAAAUAAAAGCAAACAAAUGACAUAGGCCGAAUAUUUUUGGGAAAUUAUUUAUUUAUUUCAUUAAGGAACAUGGCCUUAAAGUUUCAUUAGUUCAAUUCAGUGUUAACCUGUAUGCAAUGUUAUGCUAGACAAUUGAAUUAUUAAGAGCUGAAAGUAAAGACUUUCAGUGAGAAAAUGCAGCAUAGAAAUUUAUAAAUAUAUAUAUUGAAACUAUGGGCUCUACAAUGAAGUUACUUUGUACCAAUAAAAAAGAAUGUUAGUUUUAUGUUACUUAAGCUUUAAUAUAUUGGCUGUUUAUUAUACUUUUGGUAAUAUGCAGGUACUUGUUAUGUAUGAUUUAAUUUUUGUGGAGAUCAAAUUGAGUUCAACUUGCACAAACUAUGGUACCAAUUAUGUAGUUUUGUGCAUCCCAAAUAUAUGAAAAAAUCAAAAUAUGUAACACAAAGAAACGGUUUCAUAUGAAAUAAAAUAGACUGAAGAAAAUGAAUCAUGACACCAUGUGAAAAUAACUAUUUAAGGAAAAUAUGAAAAAUCAUUAUUAGCUAUUGUCAGUUUGUAUAGAGUACUUUGAUAAAAAGCACAAACCUAUUUUUCUUAUUUGUUAAUGUUGGUUUUGUUGUGUUCAUUGAUUCAAUAAUCAAAAAAGCUGUCAAUUUAAGGAUGUAAACAGUAUGUUUGUUAUGUAUUUUUCAGUUAACCGUUCAAAGAAAAACAUAUUUACAUUAUACUGAAAUGCUCAGUAUGAAAUUAUUAAUUCAGUGAGCUAAAGCACAAAAUAGGAAUAAAGUAAUGACUAGCCCACUUUACGCUUUUCAGCAAGAGUCUAGCAUGUACUGUUGAUCUCAUUUACCCAAAAGAUAAAAUCUUGUCAGUAGGUUGAAUAAAAUUUUAAUGUAAUAUCUGUACAUAAUAGUGAUAAUUUAAUUGUUUCAGACAAUACUUAUAGUAAGUUUUUAUGUAUACCAAGUUGUUAAUGUUAAAAUUGUCACUGUUAAAACAAAACAAAAAAAAUUAUUAAGAUCUGCGUUCAGUUUUGUUGUGGUUUGCUUGAUUUUUGUUUGUUGAAUUUUUAUUAGUAUUUUUCUUUAGUUCGUUUUCGUUUUGUUUUCAUGUUACUAUUUUUCUAUUUCUAGUUUAUUACUCAGCAUAAUUUAAUCAAUAGAGUACUUUAAUACCAAUUUUUAAUAAGAAUGUUUUUACAGAUAUAAUUAUAGGUGGAAUUAAGUUACAUAUUUUAUACUUGUACUGUAAUACUGUGUUCAAAUGUAAAACCAAAGAUGAUGUCUACGCUUGUUGUCAAAGUUGUAUAGUGUAAAAGUCACUGUCAAUUAAUUACGUGUGUUUGUUAUGUUUGAUGGCAGUGCCACUGAAGUGCUGGACUUGGUCAUUUGGUGCUUGCUGUUUGAUUGAAUGUUUGUUUUAUUUUUUAAACGUAAACAAUAAAGCUAUUGUAUAGUACCUCAGUGUUGAGCGUUGUAUCUACAUAUUAUUGGUUUUAUGUUGUACAUAUGCAGUAAAGUUAUUUGGAGUUA